This is a messenger RNA of Callorhinchus milii (elephant shark), 1446 nucleotides long. RefSeq names its product basic proline-rich protein-like. Bases 1 to 1446 code for a protein of 481 amino acids. The transcript has 7 exons. NCBI's taxonomy places the organism in Eukaryota, Metazoa, Chordata, Chondrichthyes, Chimaeriformes, Callorhinchidae. The record is from RefSeq and is a predicted model, not a curated record.
AUGGUUUGUGGAGGGUUUUUUGUUGGGAGAGGGGGUGGUUUUUUUCGCGGAUUCUCCCUCCCCCCCCCCACCCCCCCCCCCCCACCCCCACCCCCACCCCCUCCCCCACCCCCACCCCCACCCCCUCCCCCACCCCCUCCCCCCCACCCUCCUCCGCCUCCGCCGCCGCCUCCUCCUCCCCCUCCGGCGGCUCCUCCCCCCGCUCCCCCCCCUCCUCAUCUUCUAGCUUCAGCCCCCGCUCCCCCCCCACCCCCACCCCCGGCCCCGGCCCCCCCCCAGCCCCCCAGCCCCCCAGCCCCCCAGCCCCAGCCCCCCAGCCCCCCAGCCCCGCAGCCCCCCAGCCCCAGCCCCCCAGCCCCCAGCCCCAGCCCCCCAGCCCCCCAGCCCCCCAGCCCCAGCCCCCCAGCCCCCCAGCCCCCAGCCCCAGCCCCAGCCCCCCAGCCCCCAGCCCCCAGCCCCCAGCCCCCCAGCCCCCCAGCCCCAGCCCCAGCCCCCCAGCCCCCAGCCCCCCAGCCCCCAGCCCAGCCCCCAGCCCCCAGCCCCCAGCCCCAGCCCCCCCAGCCCCAGCCCCCAGCCCCACCCCCAGCCCAGCCCCCAGCCCCAGCCCCCCAGCCCCCCAGCCCCAGCCCCCCAGCCCCAGCCCCAGCCCCAGCCCCCCAGCCCCCAGCCCCCCAGCCCCCCAGCCCCAGCCCCCCAGCCCCCCAGCCCCAGCCCCCCAGCCCCCAGCCCCCCAGCCCCCAGCCCCCCAGCCCCCAGCCCCCCAGCCCCCAGCCCCCCAGCCCCAGCCCCCCAGCCCCCAGCCCCAGCCCCCCAGCCCCCCCCAGCCCCCCAGCCCCCCAGCCCCAGCCCCCCAGCCCCCAGCCCCCAGCCCCCCAGCCCCAGCCCCCCAGCCCCCCAGCCCCAGCCCCAGCCCCCAGCCCCCCAGCCCCCCAGCCCCAGCCCCCCAGCCCCCAGCCCCCCAGCCCCCCCAGCCCCCAGCCCCCCAGCCCCCCAGCCCCCCAGCCCCCAGCCCCGCAGCCCCCCAGCCCCCAGCCCCGCAGCCCCCCAGCCCCAGCCCCGCAGCCCCCAGCCCCGCAGCCCCGCAGCCCCCAGCCCCAGCCCCAGCCCCGCAGCCCCCAGCCCCCCAGCCCCGCAGCCCCGCAGCCCCCCAGCCCCCCCAGCCCCAGCCCCCCAGCCCCAGCCCCGCAGCCCCCCAGCCCCAGCCCCCCAGCCCCAGCCCCGCAGUGGGUCUCCCCGCCUGUGUGUGUGUGCACAGCUCGGCCCCAACACCGAGCUGAAGCCCAGCGGCUGCUGGUGCCUCACAGCGGCCUCGGUGACAUGAUUCAGGACCACACAGCGGCGGACAGCGCCAGCACUGGAGAGCCUGGCAGAUCAGGCUAUGAAGGUGCAUCCAAAAAUGUCUGGUUUCUAAAGGUGUUAUUUGGUGCUAUGUCCUCCAGGCAGUGA